Molecule: messenger RNA, 792 nt
Organism: Cylas formicarius (sweet potato weevil)
Lineage: Eukaryota; Metazoa; Arthropoda; Insecta; Coleoptera; Brentidae
Gene: Karl
Exons: 4
Coding region: 28-708 (226 amino acids)
Source: RefSeq, a predicted model, not a curated record
UCGGUAUCUAAACGCGAAGCAAUUAAAAUGUUUCGACAAAGUCUCGUCUUGCUUCUCGUUGCGUUUGUUUUGGCUGCCGGUACGACGUACCGCAGAAAGAAGCCGGAGGACAAAACCAAAUGCCCUAAAGUAAAGGCCAUCCGAAAUUUUAGCAUAGAACAGCUUCUAGGUAAAUGGUACGUGAUGGAGUACUACGCCAGUUCCGAAGAAGCCUUAUCCUACAGGUGCAUGCAGGCGGAGUUCACGAUGGCCUCGCCAGAAGACAUCACCAUGAAUUUCACAUACAGUUUUACUGACGACCCACUCAACGAACAACUCUUGGGGAACAUAACCUGGAUAAUCCCGGAUCGGGGGCAACCGGCUCACUGGACACAUUCUGAAGAUACUUAUGAGGGCGUCUACAAUACGUACGUCUUGGAUUCGGACUACGUCUCUUGGGCGUUGCUACUGCAUUGUGCGGAAAAGUCCAAAGUGCCGAGGUACCUAUCUAGUUUCAUUAUGAGUAGGGAACCCAGCCUAGCUGUCAACGUCAAAAGUUAUCUACGCGACAAAUUGCCACGAUAUGACAUCGACCUGUCUUACAUGUUUGACAUGACGCAAAACGACUGCAACGCAACCGCAGUAGAAAAUUUGCCUCCGUCGGUGCUCGUAAACAGGCCCGUCCAGACAAUGCGCAGACAUCCAAUGAAACACCGCCACGUGGAAUAAAACUAUUGGUGGUUGCGAAGUAAUUUAUUGUCAAAGUAACAAACUUUUAAAUUUCCGCAUUAUUUAAAUAAAUAAUUAAAAUGG